AUGAUCACUAAAUACUUCUCUAAAGUUGUGAUCAAGUUUAACCCUAUGGGAAAAGACGGAAAAGUUGCAAGAGUCUUCUUGUCUUCUAUCCCUCCAUCAAUGAAAGGUUCAUGCUCGAUAGAUAGUCAAGUAUUGCUUAGCUCCUCUAAGGUUGAGCCAACCAUCAAAGUAACAUUCAAAGAUAAAAAAACAAUUGAAGCUGAUCCAAGAAAUUUGAAUGUCCAAGAACUCGGUAACUUGUUCGAUCGUCACUCCAGACAAUUGGGUUUGAAGGACUCUCUUCAAGCUUGA
Messenger RNA from Saccharomycopsis crataegensis, 291 nucleotides. It is a transcript of the gene MRPL44, whose product is annotated as mitochondrial 54S ribosomal protein mL53 MRPL44. The transcript has 3 exons. Lineage: Eukaryota; Fungi; Ascomycota; Saccharomycetes; Ascoideales; Saccharomycopsidaceae. Gene Ontology annotation, molecular function: structural constituent of ribosome. The record is from RefSeq and is a predicted model, not a curated record. Bases 1 to 291 code for a protein of 96 amino acids. Gene Ontology annotation, cellular component: mitochondrial large ribosomal subunit.